This is a messenger RNA of Racocetra persica, 137 nucleotides long. NCBI's taxonomy places the organism in Eukaryota, Fungi, Glomeromycota, Glomeromycetes, Diversisporales, Gigasporaceae. The record is from the annotation of a GenBank genome assembly.
AUUACAAUAACAAUCUCUUUUUUAAAAUAUCAUCUAAUGAUAUUGAUAAUGAAGAACCUACUUCAGUUUUUAGUUCUGAAAUAUCUAGCAGUAAUAAACAACAAAAAGUAUUCAGUCGACCUUUUAAUCCUAUUUGA